Messenger RNA from Cuculus canorus (common cuckoo), 5711 nucleotides. RefSeq names its product cell division cycle 14B (gene CDC14B). Gene Ontology annotation, cellular component: nucleolus; spindle pole; centrosome. The transcript has 15 exons. Gene Ontology annotation, molecular function: protein serine/threonine phosphatase activity; protein tyrosine/serine/threonine phosphatase activity. Lineage: Eukaryota; Metazoa; Chordata; Aves; Cuculiformes; Cuculidae. Bases 126 to 1598 code for a protein of 490 amino acids. The record is from RefSeq and is a predicted model, not a curated record. Gene Ontology annotation, biological process: protein dephosphorylation; cilium assembly; positive regulation of cytokinesis.
GCGAGACGCGUCAGGCGCCGCGGCGGGGUCCCUCCCCUUCAGCCGCCCCGAGCCCGAGCGGCGGGUAGCGGCUCGGCGGCGGGGAUGAGUCAAGCCGCCUCGCGCCCGCCGGCGCCGCCUCCGCCAUGAAGCGGAAGAGCUGGGCCGAGGCCCGGCGCCGCGCUGCCCCGGCGCCGCCGCCGGCGCUGAAGAGAACGCGGGGCGCGGCGGCAGCGGAGCGGCGGCGGCCGCCACCUCCGCCUCCCGCCGCCGGGACUGAGACCUGCGUGAGAAUCGCCGAUCGCCUUUAUUUUGCAAUUCUCUGCCAAAAACCAAAGAGUGGAGCUGCAAAUACGCAUUAUUUCUGCAUAGAUGAUGAACUUGUAUAUGAGAACUUCUAUGCAGAUUUUGGACCACUCAAUCUGGCAAUGGUCUACAGAUACUGCUGCAAGCUAAAUAAAAAAUUACAGUCAUUUUCAUUGAUAAGGAAGAAAAUAGUUCAUUAUACUGGCUUUGAUCAGAAAAAACAAGCAAAUGCUGCGUUCCUGAUAGGCUCCUACGCAAUAAUAUACCUGAGAGAAUCCCCAGAAGAUGUGUACAGGCUUUUAUUGGCUGGAAGCAUUUCGUAUCUUCCUUUCAGAGAUGCUUCCUUUGGUACUAGCAGUUUUCAUCUGACAUUGCUGGACUGUUUUCAUGCAAUAAACAAGGCUUUGCAAUAUGGUUUCCUGGAUUUCAAUACAUUUGAUGUAAAUGAAUAUGAGCAUUAUGAAAGAGCAGAAAAUGGAGAUUUUAACUGGAUAAUACCAAACAAAUUCAUUGCCUUCAGUGGACCUCAUUCAAGAAGUAAAAUUGAAAAUGGCUAUCCUCACCAUGCUCCAGAGGCUUAUUUUCCAUAUUUCACAAAGCAUAAAGUUACUACUGUAAUACGCCUCAACAAAAAACUGUAUGAUGCCAAACGAUUUACAGAUGCCGGAUUUGAGCAUUUUGACCUCUUCUUUGCUGAUGGAAGCAUACCUAGUGAUACUAUAGUUAAAACAUUUCUAAAUAUUUGUGAAAAUGCUGAAGGUGUUAUAGCCGUUCAUUGCAAAGCUGGUCUUGGACGAACUGGCACACUUAUUGCUUGUUACAUUAUGAAGCAUUAUCGGAUGACAGCUGCUGAAACUAUUGCCUGGAUUAGAAUAAAUAGACCUGGGUCAGUGAUUGGACCACAACAGCACUUCCUGAUGGACAAACAAGCAGAACUUUGGACAGAAGGAGAUAUUUUCCGUGCAAAAUUGAAAGGAAAUUGUAAGAUUGCUGUAACAAGAAUUCUGUCAGGAGUAGAUGAUAUUUCAAUUAAUGACACAAGAAACAGGAGAACCAUCCAGAAGGACAUUGAACUGUACAGUGAUGAAGAUGAAACAAACUGUGUAACACAAGGUGAUAUGCUUCGUGCUCUGAAAAGCAGAAGGCAGACAAAAGGUCUGACUGCAUCUCCACUAACAGUAAUUCUGCAGUCCAGUGUUCAGAAAAAUAAAACCUCUGAACCUAGCAUUUCUGACAGUACAGACAUUACUAAAAGAACUACCAGGUCUGCUGCAAGAAAAAAAAGUUUAAAAAGCAUUCCCGUGUACUCUUAAUUCUUCCAUUUUCUUGUCUGCAGCCAAUCCGUCCCAAAGACCAGAACAGUAUUGCGUUAAAUUUCAAAUGAGCAAUCAUGUUGAAGAGGAUAUUCAGGAGUGAAGGGGAUGUGACUAGAGGGGACUUGUUCAAAUUCAAGGAAGAUUACUUUGGCUACAUUUUUCAGCAAAAGUGAAACAGAAUAAUCUCUUCCAUACUUGUAGAAUAAAAUGGACUGUCGACAUGCUUGGUAGACUCUUCUAAUGUGCUGAUAAUUCCUCAUUCAAACCAAGAAAAAUCUGUGUAUGUUUAGACUCAGGUGUAAAUACUUAAGCUCUCUAUUAUAAAGAGGGCUUGCUAGUAUGUAUGAUGCAUGUGUAUAAAUUGUGAUGGCAAUCACUUAGCUGCUGACCACCAGAAAUGAAAAGAUGGUAGGAGCUUUUAAAUAUAUAAAUCUGUUGUCCAUUUAGACUGGGCUGAAGUCUCUGUUUGAGGCUGAAAAUCAACCAUGAAAGCUGUUUUCUUACAGUAUUGGUACUCUCCUGUGUUAACUGGCUAUUCUUUCUUAUUUUGUAUGAAGUUUUUUAUGAAGCCACAGUAUUGAGUACACAAAGUAACUAUUGUCUACCAAAGAGUGCAUUUAUUUCAAAGAUUGUGUGGUUUGUUUAUUUUGGAAGAAACUAACUAUAAGCAAUUAACUUGUUUUUAAUGGUAAUAGAAUUUUUUAGUUGUUCACAACCAAUGGCUCUUUUAAAUAGUUGUAAUUGCUUUAAGUCCAGUAUGAUAUUAAGGGGGAGGAAAAACAGCUUAACAUUCAAAGCAGUGCUGUCAUAUUGAAAUGUCUUUUCCUAUCUUGAAGUAUUUUAGGUAGAACUUUAGAUUACCAUAUCUAAAAGGUAAGAUUUUUUUUCCCAGGUUUUAUUGGUACACUUGAUAAUAUGUGGAUGUCACUGUUUUUCAGCUUUGAGACACUUAAUAAGUGCAGCAAAAGAAAAAGGGAAAAUAAGCUUGCUGUACAUCUGAGAUUGGUAUUAGAACUCAGGGGCAGGUAUAGUAUUUAACAUCUAAUUAACAUUUUGAAAUCUAGAGCUUACCUUUGUUUAAAAGCAGUGUAAUUUUUAGAGGAAUCUGUCUGAAACUGAAAUUUUCAUCCACUACAAGACUGUCUUCAAACAUUGGCAGCACCUUUUCCCUGCCACUUUUUAUGAAAUCUCAAAGCUGGAUUUGCAGUGAUGUAUCCUUAUCUGCCAACUGAAGUUUAUAGCUGCAUAUCCCUCACAGGAGGACUGUUACCGCAUAGCCUUAAAUAUGAUACAGUUACCUGUUGAUUUAGUAACUCAUACAGUAGAAAGUAGAAUAAGCUGAGAGAGCUGAAAUUUUAGAAUGGAAUAACUGAAGUUUUCAAAGAUGAAAAUAACCUCUGUAAGAGGGAGAAUUUUUUUCUUUAUGAAUGUGCAUGGGCAGGUUCAGUGACUAGUUUCAAUCUACAUUCUUUUAUAUUAAAAUUAAGCUUUUUGUUCAACUGGUGAUUUUUGAAUGCCAAUAUGAAUAAUCACACAUUGGUUUGAAUACAUUUUGUGGCAAGAGCAUUACAAAUUGGAGGGAAAGCAUGAUGUGAAAUGGAAGUCAGCUUAUAGGUAGCAUCCCUGAGUAUGGGUGGUCAAAAUUUGCAAGUGUGAAUACAAAGAAAAUAGAAGAGGCUUGUAUUGUGCAAAAUAGAGGAGCAUUGAGGCUCAGAUUCCAAAUAUUUUUUUGUUUCCCUUUUCACCCUCACUACCAUUUUCUUCUGGGUGAAAAGCAUCUAAAAGAGAGGGACAGGAUUCACCCUGAUCCAGUGAUUAAAAUAUUUUUUCCUUUUUUUUUUUUCCUUAUGUAAACCACUUGCCUGUUAGCUGAAAUACAGGUAACCACAGUAGUAUAUAUUAUCCAUAUAUGAAUCUGUGUUUAUUUUUGAAGAAAAUUCUUACCUUGAAAAGCAGAAGGGAUGAAACUAGUGAGGUGAGAGGGUAAGAGUCAAAGCAAGAAAAAUUUAGUAAUGUUGUGUUUGGCUUAGCCCUUUUCUCAGCUGAGCUGCUUCUUUUAGCAUCUUUGUUUCAAACCUAAAAAUAAUCAUUCUAUUUCACAUCCCCUUCCAAAUCUGAAUUUGCCGCCUUUUAAAAUAACCACCAGAGCCAUUAGCACUUUCAGGUUCAUCAAAAGUAAAUUUCCAUAAAACAAGUGUACAAGCACACACAAUAGGAACUCUAGCUAAACCAAAACUGCUUGUCUGGAAUGAAUGUGUGUCAGGAUACCCUUUCCAUCACCGAGUAUCUUAGUGAGAAACACAUAAAUGUCAAAGGAGUUAUACAUUUGAACUCUCCAACAGCCUUAUAUGGAAAAUUAACUCAUUACCUCAUUGUGUCCCAUCUACUUGUAUUGCUUAGUUUAUUCUUCUGAAUUUUUGGUACUUUGUGUAGCAUUUUUAUGAUAGCAUACCAAAGCUGUCUUGUACAAGAAUGAAGAGUGGGCAUGGGUGAGGGGGUCCACGGUUUCUAAAUCUUUUUUGAAUUGCAAAGUAUUAUGUGCCAAAAUGGAAUGUGUUGUGGCAGCUGCAUCACCAUUGAACCACAGAGCAGCUGAAGGAAGUUAUUUCUGCUGCCAUCAGUUAGGAGUUUUUCCUUAGAAAUUCUUUCCUCUUUCAAAUACGUGGCAGAUGGAGUCUCCCUUGAUCUCAUAUUGAAAAGUAUGCAACAUACUCAAAAGCUGUAAUAUCUUGCGUCAAAUUGCUAGCUUCCAUUACAGCACCAAUAACUCAGAUGUUAACCCAGACUUUUUGCCUCAGUAUGACAAUAGAGAAAGUGCUGCUGAUUUAUAAGAAAAAAGUACGAUUUGUAGAGACUUAUGCAUUAAAACGGGGGGAAAAAAAAGAAAAAUGUGAUGUUCACUGGUUUGUUGCACUGCAGUUUUUAUAUUAUGGUUUGCAGACUGUUUGUCUUGCGUAAACUUGUGUACAGACUAUCAAGAUCUAAAAUUUCUUGACUAAUCAGUACUGUUCAUCCUGAUUAUUUUUAAAUUGUAUAUUUCUAAUCAUAUUUUUUUAACAUGGAUUGACAGAAUGGGAGUUUAUUUUGCUGAAGGUAUUUUUAAGAUAAAGCUUCAUAUUAUCUUGUAAUAUUAAGUAGUUCAAAAUGCAUUUGUGUCUCAUUUGAAAAUAAUGCAUACUGUAUUUUAUACAAAAUAUUAGUGAUUAUUGUAAACAUGAAUUGUGUAAAAUUAAAAAUAAUAAUCAAAGUUUGUUUUCUCAUUUUUAUUUCCAGCUUUCAAAAAAAAAUCUGCAAAAAAACUUACCUGUACCAGAUUGACUCAUUUAUGCUCUGAAAAAUAAAGCAAGAAUCUCUGCUACCUGAAAACUUAAUUAAAGCACAAAUCCUUAAAACAUACUUUUCUAAUUUUAAAAAUAGAAAACAUCUAGCUCUACAUUUCAGGGGACUUCCAGUGGAAACAACAGUAAUUGUAUUUCAGUUGUUGGCAUGCUCUACCCACUAAAACAUACAGGUAAAACGGAACAGUUGGGUUCUAGUUAACUUGUUUCCCUCUAGUAUGAUGAUAGUUUUUUGAAACAGGGAUCAUUCUUACCAUGAAAGUGAAAGUUCCCCAAAAGUAAAAACUAAAUUUUUAGGAAUGCUUCUUUUUGUGUAAGAGUUGAUGGUGGUCUAGUUUGGGCUUUGAAAAAAGAACAUCCAAACACAGCAGCAAAAGUAUUGACAAACUCAGAUACUUCUAAUCACCCUUAUCAUACCUACAUUAGAAAAUGCAGAAUUUGCACACCCCAAACACAGGCUCUUUGACAAGCAGGUAAAACUUCACUUGCUCCAAAGUUUUAAUGACUGGAAAAAUCUGCAUUCAUCUGUUCUAAGGUGUUCCUUUCUAAACUUACAUGAAUGUUGAAACCACCUUUUCUCAACAACAUGGUUGCCUGCCAAAGAGUGAAUGAUGGGUUCUUGCUGGGAAAACAUGAGGUUAGGCAUAAAGUGGCUAUCAAUAGCUGAGUGGGUCAGUUGGUGGUGUAAAUGCUUCUCCCCAAGUUCUUUAGAGAUGGUGUCUCCCCGAGACUGCCAGAACGGUACAGGGAGAGUGACUAUAUUUAACAGCAU